AUGAGUGCCCCCGUCGUGUCCUGCCAGUCCUCCAGCUGUCCCAACGGCCAUCCGCCCUCGCGCCUAGAGUGUCCCACCUGCCACAAGCUGGGGAUCACUGGCUCCUUUUUCUGCGGUCAGGAAUGUUUCAAGGCCAACUGGAAAACGCACAAGAUCGUCCAUGAUCUCGUGACUCCCAGGCAGACCCUCCUCAACGAUCCUAAUAUCAACAAAGACGGCACCUUCAACCCGUUCGGCACGUUCAAGUUCACUGGCCCCCUUCGUCCUGUCUACCCGCUUUCCCCUCGACGACCCGUCCCGGACCAUAUUGUGCGCCCUGACUAUGCGGAGACAGGCAUUCCCACUUCAGAGAACAGACGGGCGGGACAGCCGCCCAAAAUCUUGACUCUCGAGGAGCAGGAAACCAUGCGCAAUGUCUGCAAGUUAUCCCGGGAGAUCCUUGAUCUCGCUGCUGCCGCUAUCCGUCCAGGCAUCACUACCGACGAGCUGGACGAAAUCGUUCACAAUGCCAGUAUCGAGCGCGGUGGCUACCCAUCCCCGCUCAAUUACCGCAACUAUCCCAAGUCUGUCUGCACGUCCAUCAACGAAGUGAUUUGCCACGGCAUUCCCGAUAAACGGAAGCUCCAAGAGGGGGACAUUGUCAACAUCGAUGUGUCGUUCUACAAAGAUGGCUUCCACAGCGAUCUUAAUGAGACGUAUCCCGUUGGGCAAGUCGAUGAGGAUUCGAAACGGUUGAUGCGGACGGCGCGCAAGACCCUUGAUGAGUCCAUCAAGCUCUGUAAGCCUGGUGCGCUAUUCCGCGAUCUCGGCAAGACGAUAGAGCCCAUUGCCCGCCAGAAUGGAUGCUCAGUUGUGCGCACGUACUGCGGCCACGGAAUCAACGACCUCUUCCACCCCGCGCCGAGCAUUCCACACUACGCUAAAAACAAGGCGAUCGGCACGAUGCGUCCUGGCAUGACCUUCACCAUCGAACCUAUGAUCAACCUCGGACAUUGGGAUCUCGAACAUUGGCCUGACAACUGGACCGCAACCACCAUAGAUGGGAAGCGCAGUGCUCAGUUCGAAGAGACACUGCUUAUCACAGAAACAGGCGUCGAGGUUCUCACUGCGGGUAAGCCCAGAGAAGACCUCCAGUAG
Molecule: messenger RNA, 1137 nt
Organism: Epithele typhae
Lineage: Eukaryota; Fungi; Basidiomycota; Agaricomycetes; Polyporales; Epitheliaceae
Product: methionine aminopeptidase
Exons: 13
Coding region: 1-1137 (378 amino acids)
Biological process (GO): proteolysis
Molecular function (GO): metalloaminopeptidase activity
Source: RefSeq, a predicted model, not a curated record